This is a messenger RNA of Alternaria hordeiaustralica, 561 nucleotides long. RefSeq lists its product as uncharacterized. The transcript has 2 exons. Lineage: Eukaryota; Fungi; Ascomycota; Dothideomycetes; Pleosporales; Pleosporaceae. Bases 1 to 561 code for a protein of 186 amino acids. The record is from RefSeq and is a predicted model, not a curated record. Gene Ontology annotation, molecular function: oxidoreductase activity.
AUGACCGCGCACCCAGACCUCGACUCCAUCUUCCUCAACUCGGGCAUCCAGCGCGGCUUCGACUUCUCCAAGCCCGAGACCGUGGAUUUGGAUGUGCUAGAAAUGGAGUUUAGGACGAAUUACCUAUCCUACAUGCACCUCACCACAGCAUUCACUCCCUUCCUGCAGAAACAAGACAACGAAACCUCACUCAUCUACACAACCUCCGGCCUCGCCCUGAUGCCCCUCCCCCGCUGCCCAAACUACUGCGCUUCCAAAGCGGCACUACACCACAUGAUCCUCGUCCUGCGACACCAGCUAGGCAACGGACCGGGCAACAUCAAGGUCAUUGAGAUCUUCCCGCCUGCGGUACAAACGGAGUUGCAUGAUGAGAAGCAUCAGCCUGAUAUCAAGGAUGGAGGCAAUAUUGGUAUGCCGCUAGCGGAGUUUACGGAGGAGGCGUGGAAGGGGUUGGUGGAGGGGAAGGAACAGAUUCCGGUGGGGUUUGUGGGCAAGGCGUUUGAUGCGUUUGAGAAUAAGAGGCAGGAGAUGUAUAGACAGAUUUUCUUGGAGGAGAAGUGA